CUUAUGUGAUUUAGUGUAUUGACAAUCAGAAUGUGAUAGAGAGAUUAUGAACUGAUCAAUGUUAUACCACCACUGAAAACCUGGAAGCACUGGACUACCGUUUCGUUCUAGUAUGAGACCCUUCAGAAGUGCGCAUCCACGAUCUCACCUCACGAAUCCAGUUACACAUUUACACUAUUUGAUACCGGCCGGCUCAGUGGUCCAGAGGUUAGGCAUUCGCGCGCGAGACUGACAGGUCAUAGGUUCGAAUCUAUCGAGACGGAAUCGUGGAUGCAUACUGCUGAAGAGUCCCACAAUAGAACGAAUCAACCAUCCAGUGUUUCCAUCUUUUUCAUAGUGGUCUAGCUUCAAUUAACUCAUAAUCUCAACUAUUAAAAAAAUUACUAUCAUAUCCACAAAAACCCCUUCUGAUACAUCAAUAUUUAAUAUAAUAAAUAAAAAAAACAUGAAAGAUACUAUUAACUCUUGUGACAAUAAGAUUAACAACUAAAGUACCAUACAAUCUGAUUAUCCAAUCAUAAUCAUUUGUAUCGGUUCUUUUUUAUUUUGCUCUCUUUUCUUCUGAUCACGUUCAUCAUACUAUACAUACAUAUGUAUUCAAGUACCCCUCAAAUACAUAUGAGUAUGUACAAUGAUAUGAUUAUAUGAAUAUUACAAAAAACGUAACCAUGAUAAUGAACAAUAAUAAUAAUAAUAAUAAUAAUAAUAAUAAUAAUAUAACUGUUCAAUUUACAUAUUCAUUGCACUAUAUUAUUCACUGAUUAUCCAAAGUUCACAUUAUUAUGUAAUCAUCAUCAUCAUUAUUAUUAUUUCAAUCGUAUUACAUAUAGUAUCCAUGUAUAUGAUAUUUUUCAUAUUCUAUAGUUUGAUUAUCAUUCCUAUAAAUCAAUGUAUUGAUUAUGAAAAAAUACAAAAAAAUAUCAGAAAUUUCAAUCAUUAUUAUUAUCCUCAUCAUGAUGAUUAUGUGAUCCAUUCAAAAGAUUCAUGUUAUCAAAUUCAAUUCAAUAAUAAUAAGAUUGAAGAAUUAAUUAAACAAUCCGAUGUAAUUAUAGCGGGACGUUUAACAUAUCAUGAUACAUAUGAGAAAUAUAAACAAAUUCAUUCAUUAUAUCCUAAUCAUAUAAUGACUACUACUACUACUACUACUACUACUACUACUACUACUACUACUACUACUACUACUACUACUACUACCAAUACUACUACCGAUACUACUACUACUAAUAAUAAUAGUAAUAUCUACUUCAAUAUAACUGUAUUAGUUAAAACUAUUUAUAAAGCUAAUUAUCCGAUUGGGAAUGAAGUUAUUAUUGGUCCAGUAUAUAUAUUAGAUAAUAAUAAUCAUCAUCAUGGAAAUGGUAUAGGAUGUUUACCAGUAUUUUAUUCUAAUGCCAAAUAUAUAUUUUUUCUAAAGAAUAAUAGUAAACUAUUGAAUUAUUAUGAACCUAUUAGUGGAAUAGCAGAAUAUACUGAAUAUAUGGAAAAGAAAAUUUAUGCAUAUUAUUGUCAAAAUUGUGUAAAACCUACAAUUGAAUCUAUUCCUAAUCAAGUAUUAGAAUAUGGUCAAUCAUUAAUAACUAACUGUAUAGCAACUGGUAUACCAACACCAAAUAUUAUGUGGAUAAGAGAUGGGAAAUCAAUUAAUCUAGCUGAUAAAGGUUUAACAGUUGAAACAUUUGAACGUUCACCAGGAUAUGUGGAAUCUAUAUUGGAAAUAAACAAUUUAAUUCUAAUUGAUACCGGUGAAUAUUGGUGUUAUGCUGAAAAUGCAUUAGGAUUAGCCAAGGAGAAGUUUAUUUUAAAAGUUCAACAAAAUAAUAGAACAGACGAAAAAUUAAUGGUUGAUGAAUUAAUACCUUGUUCAGAUGAAGAUAAAGAUUACUGUCUCAAUGGUGGUCUAUGUUAUAUGUAUAAAAAUGAAAGAGUAUCAUUUCAAUGCAGUUGCUAUACACCAUAUUUUGGUUCAAAAUGUGAACGUGUGGCAGUUGAUUUAAAUGAAUAUAAAUUUUUAGAAGUUACUUUAUCUCAACGAACAAAAUUGUUAGUGAUAUUUGGCGCCUUAUUUGCGUUUUCAGUAAUAUUAUUAGGGACUAUAUUAAUAAUUAUUUGGUAGGUGGGAUUAUAUAAUCUACUCAUAUUUGCAUGGAUUGAUCUUUUUCUUUAAACUUAUGGCCCUUGAAAUGAAUCGCUUAGUUGAUGUUGUUCGCAAUAUAUUUUGAUGUUGUUUUAUGUUACUUUGAGUUAUUAAGUAGUAUAUCUUUUUAACAUAAAUUUCUUAAUCUGAAUACUAUCAUAUAACUAAAACAUUUAUUUAUAGCUUCACCCAAAUUUCACGCAUUAUCUGGGAUGUUAAAUAUGUUAUAUUAAAAUAUUUCUCAAUCAGAUGCCAAUAAUCUUGUCUUUUACAAACCGGCACCUUCUUUAGGAUUUCAUUUUAAAGAUAAUAUCUUCGUUACAAAAGUUGGUAUCACAAUCACGACUUGUUUUACAUUCAGUGUGAAUUUUCAUAUUAACUUACCCACUAUCUAUUUGUGAAAAGGUCUGCCCUAAUCAAACAGGUUUAGCGAUGAUACGGAAUUGUGUGAAGGUUUUGGAUUGACUUCAGCUAUGUGAUGAGUUAGAUAUCUGGGAUUUUACAUGUAUUGCUGAAGACUAGGUCGUCUGAACUACUUACAUACAGCCUAAACUAGCUUAGUUUGUCUUCAUUUAGGCUUAUAGCUUGUUCACUCCAAAUCAAAAAGAGACUAUAUGUCAUUGAGAAGUCUUAACUCACCAGUUAUUCUUAUAUAUCAACUCGCGUCAUAUAUGGCGUACGGGAAGUGUCCAUCUGCUAAUCAAAGGAAGAUUAUACUGCACAACAAUUAUCUCUAUAUUAAUCCAUAACUUUGAAAUAUGACUUGCAGGUUUUUAAUCAUUAAUAGCUUAGGAGCACUCCUCAUGCAUAUGGGGACAAAUAAGUGGAAAGCACUAACAUCAAAGAACGUUACUAAGGGAAUGUGGAACGUUUGUCGAUGAGAUUCUGGAUCUUCUUCAAUCUAGGUAGUUGGAACAUGUUUUACAAGGACCAAUCCACCACCUACCUGGUCUCUUAAUGGUGGUCCAAGGUUGUAACAGGUCAUGAAAUCAUUAAUUGCUUGAGUGAGUUAUGUUAGCAAGUGCGAAAUCGUUCACGAUGAAGCAGACGUAAUUACUCCUUAUCUUCCUAUAGAUAUUGAGUUUUAGUAUUCUUUCAAACACACCUUUCCAUCCCUUCUCGUAGCAUAUCUUCAAUGUUUAAUAUUUAUUAUUAUUAUUAUUAUUUCAACCCCUUUUAUUCAUUUGUCUCUAUAGUUUUAACCCGAUAUUCUGGUUUGUCUUGAUAAUUGAUUAGCGUAUGUCAGUCUCAGUUUGUACAUUGAUUAUUACAUAUUAAUGCAGUAUCAUUUCACAAAACGUUUUCAUCAAAUGAAAACGACUGUUUAAGAAACAUUAUGCAAUUUAAAUUAUAGUUGAAUACAUAAUAAUGAAAUGUAUCUUCUACCUAUGGUGACUGUAAAAUCUCAAUGGACCUAACCAUGGGUUCGUCAGUUAAUAUCAACACCACGUUCUGAUAUAAUUACGGUAAAAUAAUGUUGUUUCUUAUCAGAAUGUGGUUUUAUGGUUGCUUAACUUUAACCGACUCAUAAUUUCAACUAGUAAAAAUUACUACAAUCUCCACAGAAUCCCAUUUUGAUCAAAAUCAUCAUCUGUUCACUAGGGACUAGCUUCAUGACGUAUUUCCUGGAGUUCUAGUGAGAAUCGGUGACCAGUGGAGUUCAACCGUGUCUGUUGUAGAGGCAGUUACUCACUGAAGCCAAUGGUGGACGGUCGCUCGAUAUCGUGGAUUGGUUGAAGCUAGACAUUAACACCGUUAGAUAUCUGCUCAGUGGUCUAGAGGUUAAGGUCCUGAGUUCUAGUCCCUCUUGCGAAAUCAUGGAUGCUUACUACUGAGAAGUCCCAUACUAUGAUGAAACGGUCGUCCACUGCUUCCAGGUUUUCCAUGGUGGUCUAGCUUAAAUCGACUCAUGAAUUCAACGAAUAAAAAAAUACUGUUUGUCAGUGUGUUAAUCUGAGAUGGUGGGGAAGAUUUAUAGCACAAGUGGAUGAUUUCAAUGAAGUUUUGUUCACUGAGCUGGAUAGUUUGGUCGUGGAGCUUUCAUCAUUUUUCUGAAAGAUAUCAUCAACACAAACUUCAGGUAGAAGUGAAGUGUUCGAAUUUCUCCCCAUAUGGCUCACAGCUCGUUCUUUAGACCUCGAUCUUGAUUGGUUAUUGUUGACACUUCAGUUCUACCUGAAGUUUGUACUGAUAAUGUUGUUCAGAAAAACGAUGAAAAUUCCAGCUUAGAGAACAAAACUCCAUCAAAAUGUGGUGACUUUUUAAAUUAUUGUUUCCAUGAUCGAACUAUCAUGUAACCUACAUUAAUUUGUACAAAAAACUCAGUAGGUUAUAUCACUUUAUAAUACAAUACUAUAUUAUUUGCUAGGCAAAUUCAUGUAAUAUAGUAGUAAUCCCUGUAUAGCAUAAGAUGUAUUCAACAAAUCAUUUCAUACAUCCAUUCUUAACAAUCUAUUAUCAUUAUUACAUCAUUUAGUCUAGUAUGCUAUAGGGAUAUCAUUUAUAAUCUGAAACAAUUUACUUUGUUGUUACAUAACACUUUCACUAACAUUUUAUCAUCUUUAUAAAAAUCAUUCAUUUUCAAUGUGUACUUAGUUGAUAUGUGUAUAUUGUUUCAAUGUGAAUGAAUACGUGUUUUGAUGUGUUAUGGUAGUUGGUUUGGUAACAUUGAUUGUACUAAGUGGAGUAGAUUUGUAGCUUAUGUGGAUGGUUUUGAUGGAGUUUUGUUCUUUAAGCUGGAUGGUUUGGUCAUGGAGCUUUCAUUGUUCUUCUGAAGGACAUCAUCAGUACAUCGUUCAGAAGAACGAUGAAAGCUCCAUGAUCACACCAUUCAACUCAAAGAACAAAAAUUUAUCGAAAUUAUACAAAGUAUACAUAUGAUCUGUUGAAUAAGUAUACGAACUGAGUCAUUCAUGUUUUUCUAUUGAGAUUACAGAACUAUAUUCAUGUAAUAUUAGAAGAAAGUUUAUAGCUCUAUCCAAAUAGUUUAACCAUUUCAUUAAGUGGUAUGAACACUGCAAAAUUAAGUUACUAUUCUAUUCAAUUCGUAUAUUUAAUUCACUUGUUAUUGUUUUACUUGAAUCUUCCCAUUGAUGUUUUAGAACUGAAAUUGAUCAGUCUCUUAUUGGCAUAUGUGCAUACUGUGCGUAUGCCUCAAUAUUGCCUUAAUUUACAUGCAUUAUAAGCAAAGAUGGAUAGUGGCUAGCAGUGGAAUCCAGGACCAAACGCGCGUCCUGGAUUCCACUAAUAGCCACUAUCCAUCUUUGCUUAUAAUUCAUAUAUUCAUUUGAAUAGAUUAGUGUAUAUCAAUGUUGUCUAUUUAUAAAUACAUGUGAAACUUAUAUUGUUGUUUCUAUCAUUUCCCCCCUCCCUCCUCCCUCUCCCCCUUCUUUAUAUUUGGAAUUAGCUUUUUCUGAAUCUCGUGGAAAUGAUCUACAAUCUAUGUUGCAUGCAUUAACUACAACACUUACAUUACGUGGUGUAUUUUUCACAUUAUUUGGUGCAUUAAUGAGUGUUUUAACAUUUUAUGGAAUAUGGAAAUGUCAACAAAAAAGCAUGUACCGAAGACACUUAAGAAGACGAAACAAAUCUUUAUUUAAACAUGAUUCACAAACGAAAACUUCUCAUUCUAUCAAUCAUUCAAAUCAUGAAAAUAGAAUAUAUAAUACAGUAAAAGAGAAUACAGCGCCAAUUUCAAUUAAUGAUUAUUAUAAAAGAGAUCAAAAUAUUGAACAUAUUCCUAUUCCAGAAAAUUAUUAUGGACAAACUGGUAAUAGUUAUAUAUUACCAACUUCACAUUUAGCUAAUAAUGGUUGUUAUGAGAAUCGUUCACCAAAUUUUACUCAUGAUGUCAUGAUUGAUUUAAAAUCUCCAUUAGCAACAAAUCAUGUGAAUCCACAACAAUUACAUGAUCAUUCAAGAAACGCAAUCCAGUUCGGUUAUCGACCAUCAUCCUCUUUAGAUCAAUGUAAUGAAUCAGCCCAUAAACCUGAGAAUGGAUUAACUUUACACAAUAGACCUUUCGGGACAGAUUGGUCAACACGAAGGAUUAUAUCACAAAAACCUGGAUCUAUACGAGAUCGACUACCAGUGCUAGCAGAAGGAUCAAAUUUAGAUUUGAAUAUUGAUAGAUAUCCGAAUUACACAGAUCCUAUAGACAGAAUGAAUAGAUUUGAUCAAGACAGAGAUAUAUCAUUAAACAUGAUUUCAUCUUCUUCUUCAUUUAUACAAACUAAUACUUGAAUAUACGAUUAAGAAUAAUGUUAAAAAGCAUUCAUUCAUUUCAGGUUAGAAGAAGUAAGAAAGUCAAGUAUAUGGUACUAUCUAUUAUCAUAUAACAGAUCUUAUAACUACUAUUACUACCAUUGCAUAUUCUACCUUUAGAGUUACUAAUUAAUUAUUCUGAUGUAAUAUACCAUAAAGUAUUUCAAUUCUGCAUUGUUUCUUUCGUAGUUUUGUAAUAAUAAUGAUAAUACUCGUGUCCUCAGUUGUCUAUUUUCAUGAAUGAAAACUGACGCAAACGCAUUUGUUUUACAGUUUUAUCUAUUAUUUACAAGAAAUUUCUUGUGUCACCUUUAUUCUCACUUGAAAGUAAUAGAACAUUGAAGUGACUUAUGUUUUAUGCUUUGAUUCACAAUUGUCUAAUCAUUGUUUAUCAAUCGUUUAUACCUCAUCAUUAUGUGUAUAUGUCAAAAGAAAUGUAUCAUCUGUUUGUAUAUUCUACUAUAGACGUGUGUGUGAGUGAGUGAGUGAGUGAGUGAGUGGGAAACAGUGGCCUACUUUCUGUUUGAUUAUUCAAUACAUAAUUUAAUACUUGAAAUAAAGUGAAACGUUUGCCGGUAAACAAUUUUCCCUAUUGUAAUUGUUAUUAUUGUUGUUGUUAAUGAUCAUGGAUAUCAGUAGAAAACAAAUAAAGUCAUUUCAAGAGUUUAUUUUAAUUUCUAAUUAUCAACGUUGUAAUCAUAGUUACAAAAUAUUCAGUAAACAGAAGUGAACAGGGAAUAGUUUGCGACAUAGUACACGCAAUGUUGAGUCCCCUAGACUAGUGGCCACAUUACAACUUGGUCGAUAGGAUUCGAUCUUCACUAAUAAGGACCUGA
This is a messenger RNA of Schistosoma haematobium, 7233 nucleotides long. RefSeq lists its product as uncharacterized. The record is from RefSeq and is a predicted model, not a curated record. Lineage: Eukaryota; Metazoa; Platyhelminthes; Trematoda; Strigeidida; Schistosomatidae. The transcript has 10 exons. Bases 836 to 2113 code for a protein of 425 amino acids.